AUGAGUCAGCUCUUUCUAUCGAACUUGACACUCUCGGACUUCGAUGGCAAGUUCCAGCUUUAUCUCAGUGAUCGUGCGUUACGCUUCACUGACAGUGGCGAGCAGAACAUGAAGAUCAUCCCUCGCGACAGCGUGGCAGCUGUCACAGUCCGAGAUACGGAUAUUUCCUUCUCUACUGCCGACAUUCCGAAAGCUAUUGGCUGCGCAUUGAUUAGUGCAGCGGUUUCAGGCUGGCUUGCUCGCCGAUCUAUGUACGGUCUCGUUCAUGCCAAAGGAGCGCUGGACGGCUGCUCGGUAGUUGGAGCACUCGGAGGAGGGUGGGCUGGGAUGAGAAUGGGAUGCUGGCUAUUCCGCAACACGCACAUCCAAGAUGGAUCCUUUGUCGAGGUGCACACACCAGCAGGAGCGCAGAGCUUUAAUUGUAGCGAUGCACAAGCAAGAGCGUUUACCCGGCUUUUCACAUAG
Symbiodinium pilosum is the source of this 465-nucleotide messenger RNA. The record is from the annotation of a GenBank genome assembly. NCBI's taxonomy places the organism in Eukaryota, Dinophyceae, Suessiales, Symbiodiniaceae.